CCAGCGAGCAGAGCUUUACCAGAUAGCAUGGCUCUGCAACAGGCAAUAUUUUUAGGGAUAAUUGUUGUAUUCUCAGGCCACGUCUACUCUGGGUUUGCAGCUCAAAAUGAGUGUAAGACGUAUGGCAGCGGCGUCUUUUAUACCUUCAACAAAACGGCAUUUCACCUGAAGUCCACAUGUCCUGUGACGCUCACACAGUUCACUCAUGCUGGAGUGAACUGUCAUAUCAUCGUCCAGCGUGGACUGAACGGCCUGAUGAACAGAGUGGAGAUCAUUGUCAAUAAAAUCACGACCCUCAUUCACAAUAACACUGUUACAGUGGAAGGCAGCAGAAUUCCCAUUCCUUACGACCACACCUAUCAGAAUGUGUUUCAUUAUGGAAUCUAUACCAGGUUCGAAAGCAGAGUUUUGCCUUUGUCUGUCACCUGGUACAAUGUCUCUAGUGGCGUCAGUUCACUCUGGGUGCAACUGGACCAGGUUUUAGUGGAGGGUAUGAGUGGACUUUGUGGGCACCAGAACAGCUCAGAAACUAUGCAGCAGCUGAUAUCUGCCAGUGUUUUCUCUGAUGGGCAAUGCCUGACACAAGACUCUCUUAGUCCGGGAAACAAAGCUUGUGAUGUUUUGUCCCAUGCUUACGAAUGUCUCGGCAAGAAAUUAUACAACUUUUACUUGGAUCUAUGUAAAAAACAUAUGAAUGGCUUAUGGCAUCAGGAAGCAAAUUGCUCCUUUUUUAAAGAGAUCUCACUUAUGUGUGGGAGCUCCAGUCCAUAUUUGUCAAUAUGGAGAUCAAAAAACAACUGCUCCCAACCUCUUUGUCCUGGAGACCUAUACUAUCAGGAGAUGGGUCCCGCUUUCCCCCCAACCUGCAGCAACCCACAGAAUAACACCACAGAAUUUACUAGCACCUGCCUGCCUGCUGGAGGAAAAGUCUUGAAUGAUCAUGCUGAUGGUUACCAUUCCAUAAAUGUGGAAGAAUGCCCAUGUGAACAUGCAAAGAAAAUAUAUGCACCAGGACAGGAACGCAGAACAAAGUGCCAGAAUUGUACCUGCAUCAGAGGCAAAUGGGCAUGUUCUCCAAACAAAUGCCCAGCCAAGUGUAUUAUUGAGGGCCAAUUCAUCACUACAUUUGAUGGCAAACUGUAUUCUCUACUUGACAGAUGCACAUUUGUGGCUGCAAGGGGGCUUAACUGGACAUUGAACAUUCAGUAUUCUAUGCAAACUGUUGUCAUAGAAAAGGCGUAUCUUAAUAUCAACCAGGAAAGAUAUACCUUCUCUGCAAACAGCAUACAAAUGAACAAUAUGGAAAUUAGUGACCUGUCACAGACUGAGUCAACCACAGUCUUUUGGCAGUCUUCAAUGUUCAUUCAAGUUCAGACUUCAUUUGGCCUGAAAAUGCAAGUUCAAAUCUCUCCAGAAAUUCAAAUAUAUUUGAAUUUGCCACCAACCGAAAAUACCAAAGGUCUCUGUGGAACUUUUAAUAAUGACACCAGCGAUGACUUCACCACUUUUAGUGGCAUCAUAGAAAGUUCGGCUCAGCUUUUUGCCCAGUCCUGGUCAAUGGGCAGUUGUACCCCAAUUACUGGAUGCAUCAACACUGACAAUGAGAUAUUUGCUGAGAACAACUGUGACCAACUGAAAGAUCCUGAAGGAGUGUUUGCUGUGUGUCACGGUUAUGUACCUGUUUUGCCCUUUGUCGAGGCUUGUGUAAAGAGAACAUGUCAGUGCUCGGCUGCAUUACAGGAAUGUUUGUGUGUUUCCUUUGGAAACUACGCAAAAGCCUGUGCAACUCAAGGGAUCACUGUUGAGGACUGGAGAUCAGAAACAAACUGCAUUCCUCCUUGUGUGGGCAACCUGAGGUUUACUUACGCCACUUUGGCAUGUAACCGUACCUGCCGUUCCCUCUCGGGCCCUGAUCCCACCUGUGAGGUGCUGGACGACCCUGUGGAGGGGUGUGGAUGUACAUCAGACUCUCACCUGAGCAACCAACUGACCUGCAGUCCUCGCUCACAGUGCACCUGCCACCACCCAGGAGGCAUCGCACCUCCAGGCCCAGUGGUUAUUGGUGGACGCCAAUGCUUGUGUGAAAAUGGACAACUCCAUUGUCCCAAAAUUUGCAAUUGCACAGUGGGAAAGAUUUGCGUGGAUUGUUUACAAAUACCAGUGAACACGGCCCAUAGAACCUGUGAAAGCUUGACCAAACCCGUAACUGAUGAUAACAGCUGUAUUAGUGGCUGUUAUUGUCCUGGGGGACUUUUUGAAGAUCAUUAUGGUGGUUGUGUGACUCAUGAAAACUGCACCUGUGAAUUCAGUGGGAGGGUGUAUGAAACUGGGCAGAGUGUGGAGACAAACUGCAAAAUAUGCACAUGUAGAGGUGGUGAGUGGUCUUGUAUUGAUGAGGCAUGUUCAGGAGUAUGUGAGGUUUUCGGGAAUGGGCAAUACCACACUUUUGACUCCAAAUGGUACAAAUUCGAUGGCCACUGUCAGUACACUCUAGUUAAGGACGCAGGCUCAAGUGGACAGUUUGCAAUUAAAUCUGAGAGCGUUCCUUGCUGUGACGAGUCUUUGACGUGUUCCCGCGCCAUCUCAGUGGAGCUCCUGGGUACAGUAACUCUGAUGUUGAGCGAUAUGACGGUAACUGAGAGAUUUCAGGCAGGGAAUGCAUUGCUGGCAGAGCCCCUUUAUUCCAUCCACACUGUGGGCCUCUACAUCAUCAUCACAGCUCCCAGUCUGGGCAUCACUGUAAUCUGGGACAAACACACCAGGGUCACCAUCCAACUAGAGUCCCAGUGGAGAGGCCGAGUGUUGGGACUCUGUGGGAACUUUGAUGGAAAGGUUACAAAUGACUUUUUGUCGAGCAGCUCCUCUGAAGUUUUCAGUGUUCUGGACUUUGGGAAUAGUUGGAAGAGAGCAGAUCCGCCAUGCUCUGAUGUGACCCAUGAAAUAUUUCCCUGUGAACGUCACUCCUACUGUGCAGCCUGGGCUCAGCGGCGAUGUAUGAUCCUGAUAUCAGACACCUUUAAAGAUUGCCAUCUGAAGGUGGAUCCAGAGCCUUAUUACCAGGCCUGUGUUUUGGAGUCCUGUUCUUGUGAGUUUGAAGGAAAGUUUCUCGGUUUCUGCACAGCUGUCUCAGCUUACGCAGAGGCAUGCAGUGCAAAGGACGUUUGCAUCAACUGGAGAUCCCCAGAUUUGUGUCCGGUGUAUUGUGACUAUUACAAUGACGUGGGUAUAAGCACCUGGCAUUACGAUCCCUGUGGCCAGGUUAAGACCUGUGGAACUAAUAAACGCUUUACAGGAAAACUUGAAGGUUGCUACCCAAGAUGCCCUGAGGAGACCCCAUAUUAUGAUGAAAACAUAGGUAAAUGUACCACUUUGGACAACUGCACUUGUAGCAUCAUGAACAGACUGUUGUCACCUCCUGAUGAAAUCUGCACUCCCUAUAAAUGCUGUAAAUGCUUUGAUGGACAAAUUGUCUGCAUUUCAACAACUACGACUACAACUACGACUACAAUUUCUUACACAUCAACUGCUCAGCCAUCUACAACGGCAAUGACCCACACAACCACAACACAACCAACAACAACUCAAAGCACAACAAAAUACACAACACAACCAACAACUCAAAGCACAACAAAAUACACAACACAACCAACAACAACUCAAAGCACAACAAAAUAUACAACACAAUCACCAACAACUGCGGAAACAACCAAAUACACAAUGCAAACAUCAACAACUGAGAGGGCAACAGAAUACACAACCACAACACAUCCAUCAACAACUGAGAGCACAACAGAAUCAUAUACAACUCCAGUAGAAGAAACAACAACACAGCAGACAACUACACAAACUACAACAGAAUAUACAACACACCUACCACCAACUGAGAGCACAACUGAAUCCUAUACAACUCCAAUGGACAGAACCACAACUCAGCCGCCAACUUCAGGGAGCACAACAGAAUACACAACACAACUUCCAACAACUGAGAGCACAACAGAAUCAUAUACAACUCCAAUGGAAGGAACAACCACAACACAACUACCACCAACUGAGAGCACAACUGAAUAUACAACCACAAAACAGCAGUCAACAACUUCACAGAGCACAACAGACUACACAACACAAAAAAUAACAAUAAAAUACUCUACAACAAAAACAACCACAAUGCCAACAACAGAAGAAUAUACAACUCCUGUGGAAGAAACAACUACAACAUCACAGUCACCAAAUUCACAGAGCACAACAGAAUCCACAACACAAAAACCAACAACAAAAUACACAACACAAAAACCAACCACAAGGAUGACAACAGAAGAAUAUACAACUCCAUUGGAUGAAACAACAACACAGCAACCAACUUCACAGAGCACAACAGAAUACACAACACAAAAACCAACAACAGAAUACACAACACAAAAACCAACAACAAAAUACACAACACAAAAACCAACCACAAGGAUGACAACAGAAGAAUAUACAACUCCAUUGGAUGAAACAACAACACAGCAACCAACUUCACAGAGCACAACAGAAUACACAACACCAAAACCAACAACAAAAUACACAACAGAAAAACCAACCACAAGGAUGACAACAGAAGAAUAUACAACUCCAUUGGAUGAAACAACAACACAGCAACCAACACAGAGCACAACAGAAUACACAACACCAAAACCAACAACAAAAUACACAACAGAAAAACCAACCACAAGGAUGACAACAGAAGAAUAUACAACUCCAUUGGAUGAAACAACAACACAGCAACUGACUUCACAGAGCACAACAGAAUACACAACAACAAAAUACACAACAGAAAAACCAACCACAAGGACGACAACAGAAGAAUAUACAACUCCAUUGGAUGAAACAACAACGCAGCAACCAACUUCACAGAGCACAACACAACUACCAACAACUGAGGGCACAACAGAGUCACAUACAACUUUAGUGAAAGACACAACCACAACACAACGGCCAACGACUGACAGCACAGAAGAAUAUAAAACCACAACACGACCAUUAACACAUGAGAGCACUCAAACAACCACAAUACCAACAGAAUACACAAAAGCAACUCAGCCAACAACUGGAGCUACAACAUCUGUGAAAUACUCCACUCCAGUGACAACAGUGACCACAACAGAUUUUGUAAUAGUCACUGGCUCUGCCAUCACAACUCUAAAUACAACCUCACAUCAAGUGCUCAAUACGACUAUAAAUCCGACAGCGAUGACCCCUUCAACGAAGAUGCCUGUAUCCAAUACUACAAUACCUACCACUGAACACACAACCCCAGUGUGUGUGUGCAUUGACGUGAUGCGAAAUCAAAGCUGGUCAUGUGGAGAAACUUGGAGAGAGGAUUGUGCUGAUAAAUACUGUAACUCUGGAGUGAUUGAGGUAAAAUCCAUAACCUGCCCAACACCCCAAGACAGGACGGAUUGCCCUGGAAAGAAGAUGACUUUAGUUAAAGAUAAAGAGACUUGCUGUGAGAGCUUUAUGUGUGACUGCAUGUGUCAGAUUUAUGGAGACCCUCACUACAUUUCCUUCCAGGGUAUUAAAUUUGACUUCAUGGACAACUGCACGUACACUCUAGUGGAGGAGAAAAAUUUGCAACACAGAUUAAGCAUUACUGUAGACAACUACUACUGUCUCAGCGGAACUGAUGAGUCCUGUGCUAGGGGCAUCACAUUAAAGUACUGGAAUGACAUUGUCACACUUAUGGCAACAGAGGAGGAAACAGUGGAGUCUACUUUGAACCAGGAAAUCAUAAAGCCACCGUAUGAAAAUCAGGUCUUCAAGUUUGAAAGCACUGAAACCCAGGCCUGCUACCUCUACAUCAAACCUAUCCGUUCCUAUGUUUAUCUUUCGGGAUCCAACACUCUGUUAAUCAACCUGGCAUUAGAGCACUUCCAAAACAACACCAUAGGACAGUGCGGUAGUUGUGGUGGUCCGUCAUGCAUACGAAGAAAUGGAGUAGUUGAAGAUGACAACUGCUGUCAUAAGACUGCAUAUGACUGGGUCGUAGAAGACCCCCUGAAACCCUACUGCAAAUCUGCACCCAUCAAUGUGCCUUGUAUCCCUGAAAUACCUCCACCUCCACCCCCGACCUGUAAUCCUCCAAUAUGUGACCUUCUUCACCAUGAGGUGUUUGCGGAGUGCAGUGAAAGGAUCGAUCUUACGUCUGUGGUGACGAACUGCCAGUUUGACUACUGUUCAUCCAGUAGGAGUGUUAUUGCAUGUUCCUCUCUGGAAUACGCAGCAUCAGAGUGCAAAAGGAUUGGUAUUUGUGUGGACUGGAGAGACCUUACCAAUGGCUCCUGUAAGAUCACAUGUCCUGAAGGAAUGAUGUAUAAAGAGUGUCACGAGUCUCCGAAUGUUGUCUGUCGAGGCGGAGUUCGUGUUCCUGCAACGUCUGUGGUUGGUCUGAGAUCAGGCUGCUUUUGUCCUGAUGGCCACACGCUUGCAGAAGAUCACAAGCAAAUCUGUGUGCCUGAAUGCACUAAGUGCAAAGGACCAUUGGGUGAGCCCAUGCCGGUAGGGGCAGUAUGGGAAUCAAACUGUCACAUAUGCACAUGUAAUAACCAGACUAGAACUGAAGAGUGCGUUCUCAAACCUCCCGGACCUGUUCCAGUCUGCGGCGCCUUCUCCGUCUUGGUUUCUGACUGCUGUGGCAAUCAGAUCUGCGUUGAGAAGACUUGCGACUACAAUGGAACGAUUUACAAGGUGGGUGAUCGGUGGACAGACCCUUUAAGGCCGUGCGAGUCUUUCACCUGUAGUCCGACAGGAACUGAGGUUGAGACAACCGUGUGUCCGCUUCAAACCUGUGCCGAGGAUUUACGAGUGUGGGAUGAACAUCAUUGCUGCUAUUCAUGUAAUGCUACAUGUGCUGCCAGAGUGACAAGAAUGAACCUAACAAUUGCCAACUGCACACAGGAAGUCGAGCUUCCCAUUUGUGAUGGCGAGUGUAAGACACACAACAGGUGGAUUCAGACUAACGGGACGCUGCAGCUUGAACAGAGUCACCGGUGCUGUAAGGAGAGAGGUUAUGUGAUGAGAGAUAUAACGCUGACUUGCAGCAAAAGCUCUCUGACCCACUUCACAUACAGACACGUCACAAGCUGUGAAUGCAAAGCCGAAGGUUAAGUUUACUUGACAUACAAAUGGAUGAAAACCUUAGUUAAAGUUACAUGUGAUUAACUUUGGUCUCUGUGUUGUUUAUGCAUAAUUAAUAAUUAGCUGCUGAUGUGUGGGAUAAUUUAGUUUCAAGCCAAACAUAGUUCUGUCAUUUGUAUUUUUCUUAUGGUUUGAAAUGCUCAAGGAAUCAACUUUAACCUCAUUGAUUGUCAAACAUCUGCCUUAUAGUCUGUUCCAAAAUAAUUUUUUUUGUCUAAAUAAUAACCUACUGCAAUUAUAUGCAAUAUAUUUCACAUUGUUAUCAAUUAUCACUUUUAAUUUGAACUAUUCUGUUUUCUGACAUGUCACAUAUUAAUAUAAUGUCAUGCUUAUAUGUAUCUGUACUUUGAUUUCAUGACCAAAUCAAACCUGUGAUUGUAACCUGAUAUCAGGUGUCAAGGCCUCAGAGGCUUUUGUAAUCCACUUUCUGGAUUCAUAAUUCAUACUAUUCAUUAAUUAGAUAAUAAAUUAAUAUGAAACUUG
Molecule: messenger RNA, 7656 nt
Organism: Pimephales promelas (fathead minnow)
Lineage: Eukaryota; Metazoa; Chordata; Actinopteri; Cypriniformes; Leuciscidae
Source: RefSeq, a predicted model, not a curated record